Cajanus cajan (pigeon pea) is the source of this 798-nucleotide messenger RNA. RefSeq names its product acyl carrier protein 1, chloroplastic. The record is from RefSeq and is a predicted model, not a curated record. Gene Ontology annotation, biological process: fatty acid biosynthetic process. Gene Ontology annotation, molecular function: acyl carrier activity; phosphopantetheine binding. NCBI's taxonomy places the organism in Eukaryota, Viridiplantae, Streptophyta, Magnoliopsida, Fabales, Fabaceae.
AAAACAAGCAUAAGGGAAUAAGGCAAACCUAACGAAACCAACCAAAGAAAGAAACAUCGAAAGUAACGAAACCAACCAACAAUUAACGGCGCUUUUACUAUAAAGAGCGCACUUGUCUCGCUGUCACACACACACACACACACUCUUCGUGGCUUCCGCCCUUUCUUCUCUUCAGAUCUCGCUAAUCAAAUCAAAUGGCUUCCAUCACCGCAACCUCCUUCUCCUUCAACCAAACACAGACACUGGUACCUGCUCGUAGGAUCCCUAACACGGGUUUAGUUUCCCUUUCAAUUAAGGGCACAACUUUUCCUUCCCUUACUUUGCAGCGUAGAGUGCCUCGGCUUCAAGUUUCAUGUGCAGCCAAACCAGAAACUGUAAAGAAAGUGUGUGACAUAGUCAAGAAACAACUGGCGCUACCAGAUGAAUCCGCUGUCAAUGGAGAGUCCAAAUUUGCUGCACUUGGAGCAGAUUCUCUUGACACGGUUGAGAUUGUGAUGGGACUUGAGGAGGCAUUUGGUAUUAGUGUGGAAGAAGAAAGUGCCCAGAGCAUUACCACCGUUCAAGAAGCAGCAGAUAUGAUUGAUAAGCUGCUUGAAAGCAAGAGUGCUUAAACCAUGAUAUUUUAGUUUUAUAUUGGUAUUUCUGUUUGAUUGCUCUCCAAGUAAAUGCUAGAUCUUUUCUAAAUUCCUCUAGGAUUGCUGUACCCUAGUUUUAUUCAUUAAGAACUAGCCCAAGCCUUUAUAAGUCUCUUUCUUUUACUAUCAAAUGAAAUAUUGAAAUCUAUCUUUUUUAAUUACA